Fonsecaea multimorphosa CBS 102226 is the source of this 1473-nucleotide messenger RNA. RefSeq lists its product as uncharacterized. Gene Ontology annotation, biological process: endoplasmic reticulum unfolded protein response; retrograde protein transport, ER to cytosol. Lineage: Eukaryota; Fungi; Ascomycota; Eurotiomycetes; Chaetothyriales; Herpotrichiellaceae. Gene Ontology annotation, cellular component: endoplasmic reticulum lumen. The record is from RefSeq and is a predicted model, not a curated record. The transcript has 3 exons. Bases 1 to 1473 code for a protein of 490 amino acids.
AUGCCGCAUCCCUUGGCGCAUGUCACCGUCUGCUCCGCGGCGAGCACUCAUGCGACCGUGUUGUUUCUGUCGCGACUUGAAUUGGCACAACUGCGGAAAUACCGAAUACCAGUCAUCGUCAACGACGAUCUGUUUGCCUUUCCUCAGUAUAGCAUUGAAUUCCCUAAGGCCUACGUACUCGACAUCGAUGUGCCAGACCUUUUAGGCCAACUGCCACGAAAAAGCCGGUCAGGCGAUGGCGGGUCGGCGCAGACGCCUUUGAAGGAUGUCUCUGCAAGUGUCAACCAGGAGACGGACGAUGAUGCUAGAAUAGCAGACUCAAUGCAAUCGGGCUCCUACCAACGCCUCUUCCUCCAUGGAUAUCCCUAUUUGUGCUUCAUCCCAGAAGCAAAAGACACGGUCGACAAUCGGACCGCCCCGGAACCAUCUGCCGCGGAUCGCGAGCAAGAGUUGGACCAUGCCGUUGCGAGGGCAGCACAGCUACUACAGGGCAUGGCGUCGAAUCAAUGCCUAUACUACUCCACGGGCUGGUGGACCUAUUCAUUCUGCUACAAUGCUCAGGUAACCCAGUUUCAUGCGCUCCCGCCAGGCACCAACGGCAGGAUAUGGCCGCCGCAAGAAGACCCCACCACUCCAAGCUACGUCCUGGGCAAGUUUGAAUCACCGAGACCGGGAGCUUCGAACCCACAGUCUGGCUCCGACAAGGCCCUCUCUACAGAAGUCAGGUCAAAAGCCGAGACCAACUAUCUGGUCCAGCGGCUAGAGGGAGGGACACCCUGCGAUCUCACGGGGAACGACCGCAAGAUCGAGGUGCAGUUCCACUGCAACCCGCAACUGACCGACCGAAUUGGCUGGAUCAAGGAGACGGCCACCUGCGCCUACCUCAUGAUCAUCUACACGCCACGGCUUUGCAACGAUGUCGCCUUCCAACCGCCGAAGGAGAGUCGAGCCCAUCCCAUCACUUGCCGGGAGAUCAUCUCGGAAGAUGAGGUAGAGGCGUGGGAAGCGCGUCACGAAGAGGAGGGCUCUCGCCAGACGCUGGGUCAAGGCCAGCCUCAGCAGAUCAUGCUAGGCAAUGUGGAAGUGGGUGGCAUGAAACUUGUAGGUCGCGAGGGCAAGAGGCUCGAGAGAGGGCGUAUUGUCCUGACCAAAGACGAGAAAGCCGAGACAGUCAUCAUGCAGAAAAAAGGACAGAUCUCUGGCAUGUCCAAGGCGGAGCUCGAGAAGCUUGAUCUGAGUCCGGAGGAUAUUGAUGCCUUUCGCAAGGAGCUGCAGAAGUUGGCCGGCACCAAGGACUGGAAGAUUGAGCGAUUGGACGAUGUCAAUGGGCACAUUCAACUCAGAGGUGUGGUGGCGACAGACGAUGACGAGGAGGAGGACGAAGAGAACAAUGAACAGGAAGAAAGCAAUCCUCCAUCGGAAGAGAACGAAGAAGGGACUGGCAGCCACGAAGAAUAUGCUGGAGAGGCCUAA